This is a messenger RNA of Bufo gargarizans (Asiatic toad), 2860 nucleotides long. It is a transcript of the gene TMPRSS6, whose product is annotated as transmembrane serine protease 6. Gene Ontology annotation, molecular function: serine-type endopeptidase activity; protein binding. Gene Ontology annotation, biological process: proteolysis. NCBI's taxonomy places the organism in Eukaryota, Metazoa, Chordata, Amphibia, Anura, Bufonidae. The transcript is spliced from 18 exons. The record is from RefSeq and is a predicted model, not a curated record. The coding region runs from base 309 to 2720 and encodes 803 amino acids.
GACCUGACAGAUCCCCUUCUGCCCCUUGUCCCCUUGUCCUUCUUGCACACAUUGAUCGUGGUGCAUUUUGUGUGUUUUGCACUGUGAUUGCAGCCUGUUUUGCAUGCUGAGUAUUCACGCCCCAUGGGAUUCCUGCUCUUUUCCAAAACAGCCAGAGGGGCAGAGAAGGACUGCUCUGUGGGGAGCUUGGGGAUGUGUCAAUAGCAGCCCUGUGUGCGAGGUGGUGUAAGGUUUGUGUAACUGCUACAGAAUGCCCCAGCAGCACAACUGUCAGCUGGACGUCCAGGUGGACUGGAGACACAAAGAAAAUGUCACUAGAUCUUCCCCCUCCUGAUUCUACAAAUGCCGCCAUUGAAAGUCCUCCAAAAGAACUAAGCCAGGAUUCGGUGUCUCUGGUAGAGUCUCAGAGUUCAUGGAGAUCCCGGGACUGGCUGAGAUUUGCUCCUGUCUGGAUGAUUGUGAUUGUGAUUGCCGCAGCUGGAAUGACAUGGUUCCUUUUAGAGGUGGAUUUCAAACCAGAACUCACAACCAAUAAAAUAUUUGCCUGCAACCUGCGAAUUGUGAGCCAUGAACUUACCCGGGACCUCAUGCACCCUGAGAGCAAUAUAUUCAAAAGGGAAGCCGCUCAGCUGAAUAAACUGGUUACUGCUCUUGUCUUGGCUUCAGAACUGGCUGCAUAUCACAACUCCAGCACAGUCUAUGCUUUUGGAGAGGGCAGCUUGAAGGUUUUCUUUUGGGUCAUCCUAGAUGUACCUAAUUCUCACAGCAAAGAUGUUACUGUGAACUCGGUGAAGGCAGCGCUGACUCGUGUCCUGCAAUCCAAGCGUAACCGCACAGGGACCUACAUAUAUGAUCAAUACCAUGUGGAUCCAAGCUCAGUGGAUAUAUUAGAGGGCACCAUACAGAACAAGCAGCUCUUCUCCUCCAGCACUGCCUGUUAUAGAUACAGCAAUGUUCGGGCUGGCCAAGAAAUCCGCUUAUCAGGGCCUGAUUAUACGUCUCCUACCUGUGUAUGGCAUAUCCAGGGUCCUCCGGGUCACUUGCUGCGACUGCGUCUCAAGUGGACACGUUCUGAUUGCAGGGAUCGUCUGGCCAUGUACGAUGCAGCCGCCCCACUUGACACUCACAUCAUCACUUCACACUACGGCUGCAGUCGUCAGGAGCCAGUGUCUGAAGUGCUGUCUUCUGGGAGCGUGAUGCUGGUUGUCUGGAAGCAGGGAAUGUACAAUUACUAUGAUCCAUUUAUGCUCACAGUGCUGCCUCUGCCUAUCACAAGUUGUGAAGAGAGCAUUGUGUUGAAGAAAGGAUUCCAUGUCCAGGGCCACCUGAGGACACCUUAUUAUCCCUUCUACUACCCACCAUAUCCAUAUUGCACCUGGAACAUAACGGUCCCCUCUCCAGAAUACGGGGUCGCUCUGAGGUUUGAAGGCUACAUGCUGACAGGACAAUACACAUAUGCCCCUUGCAUGCAAGGACAGUGGAUAAUCCAAAAUAGGAGGAUGUGUGGAGUGAGGGUGCUGAAACCUUACACUGAGAGGGUCGAAGGAGUAUCCAAUAAUUUCACAGUAAAUUUUACCUGCACCAGAUCACUAACCGGACCAGGGAUUCAAGUCGCUUACAACCUCUACAAUAAGACAGAUCCCUGUCCUGGGGAGUUCCUGUGCAUAGUCGAUGGUAUGUGUGUCCCAUUAUGUGAUGGGGUAAAGGACUGCCCCAAUGGGUUGGAUGAGAGAAACUGUGUAUGUCCUGCCCAGUACCAGUGCCCAGAAGGACAGUGUAUCCCAGCCAAACAGAUCUGUGAUGGCAAAAAGGACUGUAUAAAUGGUACCGAUGAAGAGCAGUGCCAUGAAGCUGUUUCUUGUGGAGCCUUCAACUACAGAUGUGCAGAUGGGAGCUGUGUGAAAAAGAAUAACCCAGAAUGUGACUCUGUUAAAGACUGUGCAGACGGCUCUGAUGAACAGAACUGCAGCUGUGGUGUACAGGCCCUAGAAAGUCGUAUUGUUGGAGGAACUCGGGCACAAGAAGGAGAAUGGCCAUGGCAGGCGAGUCUACAAGUUCAAGGAUCACAUAUUUGUGGAGGGAGCUUAGUGGCAGACAGAUGGGUCCUGACUGCAGCUCAUUGCUUUACUCAUGAUAGUCUCUCUACUCCAGAAGUUUGGACGGUGAUCUUGGGAAAGGUGCGCCUUAGCAGAAGUAGCCAGAAGGAGAUGGCAUUUAAAGUUACACAGCUGAUCCUCCACCCUUACCAUGAUCCGGACACACAUGACUACGACUUAGCCCUUGUCCAACUGGACCAUCCUGUUCCCCUUACGUCUGCACAUGUCCAACCCAUUUGUCUUCCUGCCAGUACCCACCAUUUUCCUACUGGCUCCACAUGUUGGUUGACAGGUUGGGGGGCAGCAAAUGAGUUUGGACCUAACAGUGAUGUUCUCCAGAAGACUGACCUUAGGUUAAUUUCUCAGGAUACUUGCUGUGACCUCUACCAUUAUCAGAUAUCUCCAAGAAUGUUCUGUGCAGGGUAUUCUGAUGGGACUAAAGAUGCAUGCCAGGGUGACUCUGGCAGUCCACUUGUAUGCAAAGAACCAGGGGGACGCUGGUUCCAGGCCGGACUGGUAAGCUGGGGAGCAGGCUGUGCCAUUCCGAAAUAUUUUGGAGUAUAUAGUCGCAUUACUAGACUUGUCGGGUGGAUCCACAAUGUAACAGCCCAAGCAAACAAAUAAUACUUCAUACCAAUGUUAACUUGAACUCAACGACUUCCACCCAAGGCUUUAUGUAAUACUGAAGACCAUCAAGGAGCAGGAAUCAGAAAAAAAUGCUACUAGACCCAGGAUAAUAGAAAAAUAAACAUCUAUGCAAUCAA